GAGGAAGUCAAGACUUUAAAGCUUCACAACAUUUGAAUGAAGCACAGAAGAGAUUUUAUUCUCGGACUCUACUUCCGCUUGGAUUGAGGAUUGUGUGAGUGGAUUUUGUCUCUUUUGUUUUCUUUUUUCCUUUUUUUUCCCUUUCAUGUGAGAUCACUGCAAAAUUAUACUGGACCUCACUGGCAACCUCGCAGAAAGCUGCGCACCUGUUACCUGCACGGAGCGCAAAACGAUGAUCCCGCCAGGUGACUGCAUGUACGCGGGCAGAAAGAGGAGGAAGCCCAUCCAAAAACAGAAACCGUCGUCUGCUAACGAGAAAACAAAUCCGUCCAAACGACAUCGAGAUCGUUUGAACGCUGAGUUGGAUCGACUGGGGAGUUUGUUGCCUUUUUCUGCUGACGUCAUUUCCAAACUGGACAAACUUUCUGUGCUCAGACUUGCAGUUUCUUACCUCAGAGUUAAAAGCUUCUUUCAAGCAAACCCGGAUAAGACGUCCGGUAAGCAAACCAUGAACCCAGCAUCAGAAGUUAGGAAAGAAAACAACAACAUGGAUGCUGCUGUCAAUGAAAGUUCGCUUCUCUUGGAGUCUCUGACAGGAUUCGCGUUGGUGGUGAGCAGUGAUGGGAUGAUGUUUUAUGCUUCAUCAACUAUUGUGGACUAUCUAGGAUUCCAUCAGACGGAUGUGAUGCACCAGAACGUGUUUGACUACAUUCACAUUGACGACCGCCAGGAGUUUAGAAGCCAGCUGCACUGGGCCAUGUGUCCUCCACAGCACCAGGGGGCAGCAGCGCAUCAGGACAGCCAGCUCACUGCAGGCACUGGUGAGGACUUUGCGGCGAGCAGCUUGUUCAACUCUCCAGAGGCGGGCGGCGUUCCUGCAGAGCUGUCUUGCUUCCUCAACAGAUGUUUCAUAGCGAGGGUCCGAUGUCUCUUGGACAGCACAUCUGGAUUCUUGACGAUGCAGUUUCAAGGUCGGCUGAAGUUUCUGCACGGACAGAAAAAGAAGUCAGCCUCCGGUGCGCCGCUUCCUCCUCAGCUGGCUCUCUUCUGCAUUGCUGUGCCUCUCCUGCUGCCCUCCAUCACCGAAAUGAAGAUGAAGAACAUGCUAAUGCGCGGGAAAAACAAAGGAGGCAUGGUCACCACACUGGAGCAUGGAGAAAGAGGAGAACACCUCCGUAGGCACUCUUUCAGUGGGGGAAUGGACGAUGUAGCAGACCCUCUUCUCCUGUCUUGUCCGACUCCUGGGGGUACCCAGAGGGGUCACCACACGCCCUGGACCCCGCUCACCAAAGACAACCUCAAGUUCCGUCCUGAUGUCUACUAUAACCAAGAAGAACCUCUCAAUUUCUGCAAGUCGUCCAUGUCGUCCCAUAAGGGCCUCAGUCCAGGCCUGGGGAAUGGUUGGCCUUUGCGUCCCAGUUCUGGGCUCCUCAGGGGUGGUCAGGGCAUCGGCUACAUCCCAGCUAACCGCCUAAACAAGGCUGGCCAAUACGGGAAGCAGUACCGCCUUUCUCCCAGCUGCCACAGCAGCAGGAAUGGCGAGGUGUUUGUGUCUAAGCUCUAUGGGAACCUCCAGAUCCCGGCAGAACCGGACCCCUACUGCGUAGAUUUAGUGAAGAGCGAGAGCGGCUAUGGCGAAUGCUACGACGGCCACCUGAUGCCCGAGAUGCCAGCCAUUAAAGUAGAGCACGACUCGGAUUCGGAGAAUGGCUGCGACCCUUACGGGCGACCAUGGGCAAACCGGGAACCGGACACAAUGGACCGUCGCUACGGUAACGGGAUAUAUGACCAGAGCUCGAGCGUCCACCUGAAAUCGGAGGCGGAUUAUUACGACCUGCAGUACUCGCCCUGUCAUCGCGGAAAAGCAGCGAUCAGCCCACCGUACAACAGUGGAAACUUCCAGAACUACGCGGUUAACAACAGCGGACGCUUGCUGAAAUGCGACAAAGAUUUGAGCAACAACGACAACGACCAAUUCAGCCCUCAGAGACUUUCUCACACUCAAUGCAGUAAUCAAACAAUCAACCUCAUCGACUCUCACGUCUACCAGCAAGAGCCUCAAAAGGCUUACAUGCACCAGGACUUUAAUAAGCACUACGAGUUCAAAGGCCAUGGGCUGAUCCAUUCCAUCAAACGAGAGCCCAUGGACUCCCCGCCGUGGUCCGAGGGCGGCCACGACAUCAACAAGGCCAUGACAAUUGGUCCGAGGAACGUUAUGCCGUGUGUGAAAUCAAACCCUUACGUUUAUUUGCCCUAAACGUCUUUGAAGUGGUGCACUUCCUGCCCCGUCAUCGAGCACACCCAACAUGAAGAGUAAAAGUACAAACAUUCUUUUUGGAUGACAGAACAGGCUCAGGUUCUUGUGUUUGUGUUUGACAAUCAAGUGUUAGCUUUUCUAGUCGCUUUGGAUUAGUGGACACGAGAGACACCGUUUAUUUCCUGUCAUGUGUUGGACAUUUUAACGUUCUUCACCAAUCUAAAACUUGCUAUGCAGGUUGAAAAAAAUAUGAAGAUCUACUGGACUUCACUGGAGGGUUUUUGUUUCUCAGCACUUUAACUACCACAUUUUAAUACUAAAUGAUAACAAUGCUGAUGCAUCGGGACAAUGUUACCUGCUGGAUGACCGCUGGAACUACACUCAGUGGAUCCUCAGAGGUUUAACACAAUCAAUCAAUCAAUCAAUCAAUCAAUCAAUCAAUCAAUCAACCAAUCAAUCCCUCAGUUCGUCCAUCCAUCCAUGUAUCUACUGUAUAUCUAUCUAUAUAGUUAUAAUGUACAAACAUGAUUUUGCAAUGGAAAUGAUGGAAAUAAAAAUGCAACCUUGUGAUACAGUAUUAGUGAGGUCUAAAGUUAUAAUAAUGACGUAAAUGUAAUUACAGUAGAACCCCUUCAAGUUGACACAAGCGUCAACAAAACCGAAAAUAAUGUAGCUUUAUUCGAGUUUAUGUCGAGUUUAGCCACCAGUGCUUUCGUAAGCUAAAAAUCUAAAUAAAACAUUGCAAUGUUUGUGUUUUUUAGUUGCUGUGUUAGAAACAGGUUAAUACUGCCGUGCUUUUUUAAAGCUUAGUUUGCACUGAACAGGAAGUGAGUGUGUGCAUGUUUCAAAGGGGACCGAUUAUGAAUUAUUUUUUUUACAUUCAAAACACUUCCUUGUGGUCUACAUAACAUGUAAUGGUGGUUCUGUGGUCAAUAUUUUGCAUAGAUUUUGUUUUACAGAACAUCUUCAAGCCACUUUCUGACUGUCUCUUCAGGACAUUUUGUAGGCAGUCUUAUUUACGUGCCUUCACUUCAACUGCGUCAACUCCCUGUGAGCCAUGUAGUAGUUUUUAGACCUUCCAUAGGUAGUCUAGUCACAGAUAUAAUUUAGAACAAUACGUUGCUUGGAAUUAGAAAUGGCAACAGCGAAGGAUGCAUGUGCAUACAAAACUCUGUUUUCAAUGGGUACUAGGCGCCAUUUAGCCUUUCUCAAAGAAAAAAUGCCCUAAGCUUGUGUUUUUGUGUAAGAACCGUUCGAAUCGCAAGAAGGAUAAAUGUUCUUCGAGAGGUAAUUAAAAAGGGAGGAAGAGUGCAAGAUUUGACGAAACGACGAGAAACGCAGCACACUCUCCAGUCCAAGGGAGCACAGUCUAAGAAUGCACAAGUUAACAUGAUCAAAAUGUUAAAGGUUUGUUUCUACUUUUAACGGUUAUUAUUUACCAUUUAAGUAUUAUCUUGAUAUUAUUUGUUUUUCUGAAGCACAUGUUUGCUACGAGUGUUUCAAAAAGCAUCAAGUCGGCGAGUCUAAAUAAAAGAAAGCAAAUGUCAGCAAAACCUACGCACGUUUUUAGCAAAGGCAACAAUCAUAAAUGAAGCUUUCCGCACAUACACGAUGUUGACAUCAAUAGUUAUAUUUUGAUAAAGACCAGGAAAAACACGCUACCCGUUAACGGCGUGACGCAAAGUUAAAUCAUUACAUGCAACCUUACCAGAGUCUUGAUACCAAUUCCCUUGACCCAGUCACACACAAAGAAGUUGUAGACCUCCAUGUUUUUCCAAGUUUCCAUCUGUUUUGUCAGGAGAACAAUACUUUGAUAUGUCUGAGAGCACGACCGAAGUAUAAUCCUUGAUAUCACUCGACAAAUCUUUUUUUGAUAAAUGUAUAGGGAUCUAUUCCAUUGCAUUGUUUGUUUUUUUGCUCAAAUCUGCUUUUUGCAGGAAGAUUUAAGCCUCUUUUGUACUCAGAUAGUUCCGCGCUGCUAGCUGUACAACAGCCAUCUUGGCUUGGUUGACCACCACUGGUUUUCACUUCCGAAUACAAGCAAUUGACUACGGUGUCAGACUACAAUGUCGUAUUGGUGCAAAAAUCUUCGCGUAAACCUCUACCAUAUAAUGGAGAUAUCCGCUGACGUCACAGGGCAGAAGAUGUCAAAGGACAGAGCCAAUUCCAAUUUGUUUGUAGAAAGCAUAAAGGAAUGCAAUACUAUUUUAUAAACAUCUCCGCAAUGCCUCCACGAUUUGAUUUUGAAUUUAUGGGACUUAUGUGGAUCCCAAAUGCACAAAAUAAGGUACCAUCAGGUAAGAAAAGUUGUUUUUUCAUAAUAGGUCCCAUACUUGCCAACCCUCCCGGAUUUUCCGGGAGACUCCCGAAAUUCAGAGCCUCUCCCGAAAACAUCCCGGGACAAAUUUUCUCCCAAAAAUCUCCCGAAAUUCAGGCGGACCUGGAGGCCACGCCCCCUCCACCUCCAUGCGGACCCUCCAGGUCCGCAUGGAGCAAUGUUGUUGUAAUAUAUUGAGUUGGAGGCAAUAAACAGGAGAGGUGAUGAAGUACGUCUCUUUACUGUAGACUUCAGAACAGACUCAACACACUUGACGUCAGGUGCGCAACACCACGUAAAUCGUUGGCCAACCAUAAAGUAACCCCAGUACGCUAUAGCCAACAUUCACCAAGAGAUGGCAACAGACAAACAUAGAUCACUCUAUUACAUUUAUUAUACAAACAGUAUUUGUACACCUUUAACACAGAUUUUUAUACUGUCUUCAGAGAUUCUGUUUUUUUGGUGGUACUCGAAACCUUGCUGGAUAUCUGCGGAUCACUGGUGGGGAUUUUGUUGUGGGUGAUCUGGGUUCUGAUGAUGGCAACUCAGCAGCCCUUGAAUCUGGUUCAAUGAUGUGACUAGUUUGUGUCUGACUCACUGAUGGUCCUGAUGAUGGAACUGAAACAGCACUGUCCAGUUGUACUGAUGGCACAUUUUCUGCAACUGGUGGAGACAAGAUAACUGGCAGUCUCUCCAUGUUUUCUCGCCAUGGUAACAUGUGAUCCACAUGCACUGUGUGCUGUCUC
Nerophis lumbriciformis (worm pipefish) is the source of this 5320-nucleotide messenger RNA. RefSeq lists its product as uncharacterized. The record is from RefSeq and is a predicted model, not a curated record. Lineage: Eukaryota; Metazoa; Chordata; Actinopteri; Syngnathiformes; Syngnathidae. Gene Ontology annotation, cellular component: nucleus; aryl hydrocarbon receptor complex. Gene Ontology annotation, biological process: regulation of transcription by RNA polymerase II; response to xenobiotic stimulus; xenobiotic metabolic process. Gene Ontology annotation, molecular function: nuclear receptor activity; transcription cis-regulatory region binding; protein dimerization activity.